AUACUGAUACGCAUCCUCUCUUUUUCACUUUGAAUGAAGAAAACAACAUCAGAAAAAUGGAUAAUUUGAUCAGCACACUCAUACUUUCUUGCUCUGUCACAGCCACUUUAUUCUAUGGCUGGAGAAUCUUGAAUUGGCUAUGGUUCACUCCAAGAAGCAUCGAAAAGCGCCUCCGGCAGCAGGGAUUCCGUGGGAAUCCGUACCGAUUCUUCUACGGAGAUUUGAGAGAAUCGAGCAUGACGAGGAGGGAAGCCAGGUCUAAAGCCAUGGUUUUCUCCCAUGAUAUUGUUCCUAGAGUCAUCCCUAGCUUCCACAAAGCUAUCACAAACCAUGGUGAGAAUUGCUUUGUCUGGUUUGGGCCAAAGCCUGCGUUACUGGUCAUGGUUCCGGAGAUUAUAAGAGAGAUUAUGUCGAAAAAUUAUGUUUUUCAAAAGCCUAGAAGCCCUUUAACUACACUUCUUGCUGGGGGACUUUUAUCACUCGAGCGGGAUGAGUGGGCCAAGCAUAGACGACUCAUCAAUCCCGCCUUCCAUGCGGAGAAACUCAAGCAUAUGGUUCCUGCAUUUCACUUGAGCUGUGGUGAAAUGUUGAGCAAAUGGGAUGAGAUUGUAGGAUCAAAUGAAGGGUGUUGUGAAGUGGAUGUUUGGCCUUACCUCCAAACCAUGACGAGCGACGUGAUUUCAAGGACAGCGUUUGGAAGUAGCUACGAGCAAGCGAGGAAGAUGUCUGAACUGCAGAGAGAGCAAGCAAAGCACAUUAUGGAAGCCCAUCGCUCUGUUCACAUCCCCGGAUACAGGUUUCUGCCCACGAGAUUUAACAGGAGGAUGAAAGAAACUAAGAGUGAAAUAGAAUCAAUAUUGCUUGGUAUGAUCAAGAAAAGAUUAAAGGCAAUGGAAGAAGAAACAUACAGCAAUGACUUGUUGGGACUGCUACUUGAAUCCAACUUCAAAGAACAUGGAAAUGAUGGGUUGGGAAUGAGCAUUGAGGAAGUGAUAGAAGAGUGCAAACUAUUCUACUUCGCAGGCCAUGAGACCACGGCUUCCCUACUCGUCUGGAUGAUGAUCUUGUUGAGCAAGCAUGGCGAGUGGCAGGAUCGGGCUAGAGACGAGGUUCUGCAAGUGUUUGGGAGGGCCAAACCUAAUUUUCAAGAACUAAACCACCUCAAAAUUGUUAGCAUGAUCUUGCAUGAGGCUCUAAGAUUAUACCCACCGGUGCCUGUUCUUGCUCGAACUCAUCACGAGGAAUGUAGGUUCGGAAGGGUUAGCAUCCCGGCAGGAGUCCAGCUCAUCCUGCCUGCGAUUUUAUUGCACCAUGACCCCAAAAUAUGGGGUCAUGAUGCAACGGAAGUUAAACCCGAGAGGUUCAAUGAAGGCGUGGAGAAGGCCGUGCGGGGGCAGACAGCCUACUUCCCCUUCGGAUGGGGGCCAAGGAUAUGCAUCGGCCAAAAAUUUGCUAUGUUGGAAACUAAGACAGCGAUGGCUAUGAUUCUGCAGCGGUAUUCGUUCCAGCUGUCGUCGUCGUAUUCGCAUGCUCCUCAUCCAGUCAUCACACUCCAGCCUCAGUAUGGAGCGCACUUGAUGCUUACAAAACUAUAGAAUUUCAAAAAUAGGUAUAUAUGUUUCUAAUAAUUUUCAAUAUACGUUUCCAAUAAUUUUGAUUUCGUUUAA
This is a messenger RNA of Salvia hispanica, 1667 nucleotides long. RefSeq names its product cytochrome P450 CYP72A219-like. NCBI's taxonomy places the organism in Eukaryota, Viridiplantae, Streptophyta, Magnoliopsida, Lamiales, Lamiaceae. Gene Ontology annotation, molecular function: oxidoreductase activity, acting on paired donors, with incorporation or reduction of molecular oxygen; iron ion binding; monooxygenase activity. The record is from RefSeq and is a predicted model, not a curated record.